AGUUUAGCCCUUAGUUUGUCACCCUGCCAGCACACACGCACAGACACACCUAAAAACCUGGACGGCCAUGGAGGAGCUUCUGCUACCGAGUGGCGGCGAGGAGGAGGCGCGCUCCGAGCACAGCGGUUCGUACGUUCCGGGCGCCGCCGGGAAGACGAUGGGCGACCGGGCCAAGAGCUUCCUCCUACAGAUGGUGAACGAGGACGCCAGGAGGAACCUGAGGAACUUCUGCAAGAAGAACGGACUGCUGACGCUGUCGGUGAUCGCCGUGUUGACCGGGUGCACGCUGGGCUUCAUGCUCAGAGGGACGCAGCUGUCCACACAGGCCAAGAUCUACUUCUCUUUUCCUGGAGAACUGCUGAUGAGGAUGUUGAAGAUGCUCAUUCUUCCCCUCAUCACAUCCAGUUUAAUGUCGGGCUUGUCGUCCAUGGAGUCCAAGGCGUGCUGCCGGAUGGGCGUCCUCACCGUCACCUACUACCUCUGGACCACCUUCAUCGCCGUCGUGGUCGGCAUCGUGCUCGUCAUCAUUAUCAAACCCGGCAUCGGGACGGAGAUGGAGAGCCACCGGCUGGGGGGAGGGCCCGUCAUGACCUCGGCUGACGCCUUGCUCGACCUCAUCAGAAACAUGGUUCCAUCGAAUCUGAUCGAGGCCACAUUUCAGCAGUACAAAACAGACCUGGUUCCGAUCCUGAAAGUCCCGACUAGAACGGUCCAGCCCAGCUACGUCUACGUCAUCCCUGAUGAGAACCACCCCAAAGGUCGGACGGUUUACCUGGAGCUGACCCCAGCCCCUGAGGUCACAUACAAGACCAGCCCAGGCACCAGCCAACAGAUGAACGUCCUGGGCAUCGUCAUCUUCUCUGCCACCAUGGGUCUAUUGCUGGGCAGGAUGGGAGAGCGAGGAGCGCCGCUGGUCAACGUCUGUCAGUGCAUCAACGAGUGUGUGAUGAAGAUCAUCAACGCUGCCGUUUGGUAUUUCCCGUUCGGCAUCAUCUUCCUGGUUGCGGGGAAGAUCCUGGACAUGCAGGACCCGAGCACCCUGGGAAAGAAGCUGGGCUGGUACGGCAUCACGGUGCUGUCCGGCCUCUUCGUCCACGGCCUCAUCCUCCUCCCUCUCUUCUACUUCCUCCUCACCAAGAAGAACCCCUUCACCUUCAUCCGCGGUCUGCUGCAGGCCAUGGUCAUCGCCCUGGCGACCUCGUCCAGCUCGGCCACGCUGCCCAUCACCAUGAAGUGUUUACUGGAGAACUGCCACGUGGACCGGCAGAUCGCUCGCUUCGUCCUCCCCGUCGGUGCUACCAUCAACAUGGACGGGACGGCGCUGUACGAGGCUGUGGCGGCCAUUUUUAUCGCACAGGUCAAUGAGUACGAGCUGGACUUCGGCCAGUUGGUCACCAUCAGCAUCACAGCUACAGCUGCCAGUAUCGGUGCUGCCGGGAUUCCUCAGGCUGGUCUGGUUACCAUGGUGAUCGUACUAACGUCCGUGGGCCUGCCGCCAGAUGACAUCACACUCAUCGUGGCCAUUGAUUGGAUCCUUGACAGGUUUCGGACCAUGAUCAACGUCCUGGGUGAUGCUCUGGCAGCAGGAAUCAUUGCUCAUCUCUGUCGGAAAGACUUCCCACUCGGCGAAACUGGAAAGCGUGUUCCUUCAUACGGGACACACACUCCACACAAUCCACACAACUCCCACACUGUCAACGUGCCAAUGACGGAGAUCCACACACACAAAGACUGUAUGUUCGACGACUCGUUGACGGAGAGACACGCCCACACCGUCUACUACAACAUCUGUCAGGUGUGACCAGAACCGGACCGGAACCGAUACCAGAACCGGACCGGAACCGGACCAGACCCACCGGCUGACCUAGAACAGCGCCGAGUCCAGGAAACGCCGGGUCGACCCUCGCCGUGCCAUCCGUCUUUUCCUCAGUUGUGGAUUAUUUGGCCAAACGUGGAUCGGAGCUUCGUUUGGUGCUAAGUUUCCCCUUUGAGGAUGAGAGGUCAAAGGGCGCGAGGAUCAUGACAUCAUCUAAAGUAAGGGUGUCAGAGUCAGUGUAGUUCAGGUUCUACAUUCAGCCCAAGUUGAUCUCAAGUGGAUCAGACCAGAAAAGUAAUAACCUAUAAAUAAUAAUCCAAGUUUUUCUUUGUUUUUGUAUG
Sphaeramia orbicularis (orbiculate cardinalfish) is the source of this 2157-nucleotide messenger RNA. RefSeq names its product solute carrier family 1 member 8a (gene slc1a8a). Gene Ontology annotation, biological process: L-glutamate transmembrane transport. NCBI's taxonomy places the organism in Eukaryota, Metazoa, Chordata, Actinopteri, Kurtiformes, Apogonidae. Bases 68 to 1801 code for a protein of 577 amino acids. Gene Ontology annotation, molecular function: neutral L-amino acid transmembrane transporter activity; L-glutamate transmembrane transporter activity; glutamate:sodium symporter activity. Gene Ontology annotation, cellular component: plasma membrane. The record is from RefSeq and is a predicted model, not a curated record. The transcript is spliced from 11 exons.